Messenger RNA from Maylandia zebra (zebra mbuna), 5905 nucleotides. Its product is annotated as exosomal polycystin-1-interacting protein. The record is from RefSeq and is a predicted model, not a curated record. Lineage: Eukaryota; Metazoa; Chordata; Actinopteri; Cichliformes; Cichlidae.
UGUUUCCCCUGUAAUGGCCUGAGGAGCCACGAGAUGGCUGCAUUCUUAAAUGUUUGAUGGAGAAGACGCAGGAGGCGGGUCCACAAGGGGAGGAGAGUGAGGCUGAGGAGGAGGCGCAGAUGCAGAAGCGGGCAGAGAACAUGGACAGGGAGCUGGCCACGCUCUUCCAUCUGAUGAGGAAAGUUUCCACACAGUGUGCAGAGAGUAGGCCUCCCUCACCUCCUUCCUCCUCUCAGCCCCGGCUCUGCCUCCAUCCCGGCCUCCUCUCCCUCCCCCCCUGCUCGCAGGCAGAGUGAUGAGUGUUUCCUGCCAGCCUGCAGACAGACGUGGACGCUGCUGCUGCUCUCACCGCCGCAGGAAGCAGGACGAUCAGCCCAGAGCUCCGUGCCACCUGAACCCGCUGUGAGCCGCACAUGUUGGUCCUCUCCCUCCACCUGGUGAAGAUGUAGUCUGUUUGGUCUCCAUGGAGAUGUCUCCAGUCUCAUUCUUUGCCCUGUUGCCAUGGUCACUGUGCUUGCUGUUCUUCCUGACUGCCGCCCGCCCCCAGACGACGAGCUCCGCCCCCACACAUGCAGCUUCCCCGAGGGCCAAUACGACGCUACUCUACGAGAGCGGCGCUGCGACUAGCCGCAGCCUGCGUAACUGCAGUUGCUCCGCCCCCGUCACGGACUGCGACGAAGUGCUGGCGAACUCUCUGUGCCGCUGCCACAGCGUGCCACGCUCCGCCCUGCCCCGCGCUGGGCUGCGGGAGGCGGGGCAGCUGGCGGUGUGGGUGAAGGAGCUCUGGGUCCUGGAGGAGCUGCUGAACGGCAGCUCGGUGGGCCACCUGCGCCUGUCGUUCUGCGGGAUCAAACCUGUGGACAGCCGGUACCUGGCUCUGCGGGGUCUGCAGACCCUCGGGAUCCACAGCGCCGUGCCGCAGACUCCAUACCCUGACCAGGAAAUGACCCUCUCCCCCCCAGCGGGGGUCACAGCGGAGCUGGACGCCCUUUCCUUUGGCUCCUCCUCCUUCCUGCACAUGACCUUCGUGGACGUGGCCGUGCUGAACGGGCUGUCCGCCCUGAAGGCGUACAGCGUGGCAGGACCGCCUGCCCCCACCCUCUCCCAGCACUUCCCCCUGCUGCCCGUUUCCCCGCCCCCCUCUGAUGACCCGGCUGAGAUGGCUGCAGACCGCCUGCAGGACCUGCUGGUGACCUUCGUGUACUGAACCUCGACACCGAUGGCACUUUUUUGUGGGACGCGUUCCCUUCCUGCUGCUGCUCCUGUCCCGGAGAUGUAGUGCCCUUUGAUGCUCUGAUCCUGUAACGAGGUUUGGGAAUGUUUGCACUCUGAUUGGAUAAGAGGACAGCUGCCACAGAGGUUUCACACGCAUGUACACACUCUGACCGUCCACUGUGGUAACGCACCGCAGUAGAAACUCGUAGCUUUAUUAAACAUCAUAGGUUAGGUUUGGGCUUCAUGUGAGGUUAACAGGAAUUCCCACUACCAGGACCUGCUGGAGUCUCAUGAGUCUAAACAUCUGCAGAUGCUUCACGGCUAACCUCUCAGUGUCCGUCAAGAUACUCUGACCUGUCACAGAUAAUGAAAAUUAGCCUUUUUAGCAUUUUACCAACAAAACCAAACAGUAAGCUGAGCCCAGCGAUGUUCUCAUAACUCACUGAUGUGCUGUUGGUGUUAGUGGUUCAUAAAGCCUUUCACUCACAGUUUAUAACGAGUGUCUCAUCAGGAAACUGAAGCUGGGGGAUUUUAAUGGUUUGGUGUGUGAGUGGCAUGUAAGUGAUCUGUAAAUCCUUAGUAAUAGUGGGCGAGGAUGGAAAAAUGUGUGAAACAGCUGGAAGGGGACGAGGUGCUAACAUGACUCAGGCUGCAGGCGCUGCGAGCGCUGAUCUCUCCUGUCUCUGCGCUCACUUUUCUCCUCCAGUUCACAUUCAAUCUGUCUGCGUUUCAUGAACUGAAGGUUCACGUCAGCGACCAUCGACCGCGAGCCGUCUCACAGCCUUUAGACCUCGCUCUGACUUUAUGGACUGCAGCGUAACUGUUACCAAAAGCUGUGGUUCAUUCAGGUGCCGUACGGCGAUUAAACGACUGUAAUUGUGAAGUCAUUACUGGGCAAACAGUCUGCAGGCUUCCUGAAUCUAUGAGACAAACAACACGAUUGUUCCCGGAGACAGAAGAGCUCUGCCUCCAGCUGCCGGCUGGGUGUUAGCGCUCCGUCCUGCCCAGGUGCUCCGUCUCUUUCUCAGUUCUUAGACUUACAUGGGCGACAACUUACAGCAAAAACACAAAUCAGAAAAACAGCAGGGCUCCCUGCACACUUUUACUGAUGAGCCACGCCAUCCUCAUCAUCACAGCAGGAAUAUCUUUACAAAAUAGAUUUCAUAGCAGAUCUCGAGUAGGGUUGGGCGAUAUGUAAAAAUUUUCCAACCGACAAUCAUCAGUCCAAUAAUCGACGAUGGGCGAUAUAUUCACGCAUGCACAGACUUUUUGAUGGGCGGAGCAAUGUAAUCAUGCAGAAGUACAAACAUGGACGAACUAAUAGGGCUGUCGGCAUUAACGCAGUCGUCACGAUUAAUGCGAUUAAACUUUUUUUAAUGUACUCAACCCAUCUGGAGCGCAGAAAGAAGGGAUUUUGACUCAAUCUGUGUUCCAGAUGGGUUCAUUGUUAAUCGUGUUAGUCAUGAUGAUGGCGCGUUAAAGCUGGCAGCACUAAAAACAUAUAAAGUCGCCAAUUUGGGAUGAAAGAGGCAAACCUAAGGACGUAACCAAAGCGGUGUACCACUUGUGCAGACACAUAGUACGAGCAAAGUACUCAAUAACCCUAAUCCCUAGAGACUUGCAGAACCUCUCAGAGGCUCACGGCUCCAGAGUUCAUACUUCAAAAGAGCCAACAAUAAACCCCAUACGAAACCUCUUCAGGUGCAUCCUGGGCAGCAGCUCAGCACUCAGUUUUAUUUGGCGAGAUAAUAAAUCAACAUUAAGACGGUCUGAGAAUGAAUUUCCACCACAAAGCGCUGAAGCCGCUCUCAGAUUCACGUCUGUACUUUAACUCCUCCAGUCUCAUUCCCAGAGCAUCAAAUGAUGAGUGCUGAGCAGUUUCAAACUCAAACCAACGUUCAGCAGCGCUGCGGAUAGAGCGAGGGCGCGUUGGCUUCCUGCAGGUCUGCGUUACAUAACGGCCUCGUGGAAGAACAUUUGUGUGCCACAUGAUGAAAUCCUGUCGGUGCAGAUUAUGAAGAUGAAAACAAGACGUACUGGGGCAGCUGGCCGCAGUGAACGCUGUCCAGAGCGGGACGAGCGCGUCUUUGAAACAUGACUCAAACACACCGCUGUGUCGGUUUAAGGACGACGCCUCUGAAUGUAAACAUGUCCGACAGCAGCGGGGUCUGCUGAGGCCAGAGAGCUCGGCAGGCGCUGUGCCGCGUUUUCCCAGCUGCUCUGAUUGAGAGCAGAUGGCCUCAUAAAACAAGUUGUUUUGAAACAGGUUAAAAUGGACGCCGAACAACACGAGUGCCAGCGUUAGGAUCCUCCGUCAGCAGCCAACACCGCGCACUCGCUUGGACGGCGACCAUGACUUGGGCUCUGCUGAGCUGGACGGGGCUGCGCAGCUGUCGCUCAGCAGAGCGCAAACAGAAUGUGUUUGUUUCACACUCGCUUUAAGGCCGAGGAGCUUGCAUGCUCUCGCUGUCCUCCUGCUCGAGUCCUGAGAGGCUCUAUGAGACCUGCUCGCACAAACGUGUGUGUGUGUGUGUGUGUGUGUGUGUGUGUUAAACCCAUUCAGUGAGGAUUCAGAGCAGAGAGUCAGAGUUCAGGUCCACGCCCAGCACACGCUGGCCUCUAUGCUUAAUUACACGGCGGGACUUUGCACGCUGCUCAGCGCCUCUGUGUGAGGAAAUGUUCCCGCAAACAGAAACUUUUAAAACGUGCACAGAGCACGGCUCACUUUUACAAACACCAACCUUAGAGUCCAAAAUGAUGUGCGUCAGAAAUGCUUUGAUUCGCUUCCAGGUUCUAAUUCUCAUUCACAGCAGGACAGCUACAAAGUGCACACACAUGGCCAGAGUCCAAGCUAGCACGUUCGACUUAAUCAAGGCCGGGUGGAGGGAUUAGCCCUUUUUCUUAAACUGGGUUUGAUCUCAUGCACAAACAUUUGAUGUGAACAGAGGGUUCAGUUUCCUGGAGUUUCUCUGUUCUGAAACAGUUCAGUUUUGGCUCUGCAGGUGUCGCUGUGCUGCAGCCACACGACAGAGGAUGUCAGGCAAAUCAGUGCAUGUUUGCUAAUGUCCUGGUAGUUCCUCACACUCUGGUGGUCAAAGGCAGAACUGAAAGCUGCUCCUGAGUUAAACCAUAAGCUAUAAAGAUACAUUUAUCAUUUCUUAUACUGUAACAGUCCAUAUAAACCUUUGAUGGGCUGUUGCUGUUUGAAGCACCCCCUAAAUGACCAAAACAAACGUUCUUCUUUAUUUUCUGGCUGUUUGCAGCCCUCUAGUGGUUGUACGUGGAACUUCAGUUGAAAGUGUAGACAUUUAAACCGCUAAUCCUUUUCCAGAAAAACGAACGUGCAGAUAAACACUGACGUUCAGGCUUGAUGUAAGCGCACAUUAUUCAUGACCUCUCCGCCUAUUGGUUAGUUAAAUGCCUCAGCAGUGACCAAUGACUCGUGGUUAGCCGUCCUGACAGCAGACUCUGAUAAGCACCCAGAGUCUUGCAGGCUUUGGGAUCUGGUCUCAUAUGAGCAGCUUUUAUGACAUAAUUAUAGAUCAUGUGGUGUGAAGUCAGGGAGGGGUCAGGGCUGCACGCCCCAUCAGCAAACAAACCCAGCAGCAGUGACACACGGUCCGCUUGAUUUUUCUCCAUGUAACAUGAAAGAUGCUCAGCCUGUGAGUGUCUGACUUCAUCAGAGGGUCUCUGCACUUGAUUUUCAUGCUUACAUCAUUUACACUUAGCAUUUAUCAGACAGUCAGCGACUGCACGGAAACCUCCGAUUGUUAAGGAAAAAUGUGAAUUCUCCACCUGGUUGCUGGAAGCGGUCACAGGGAGGUUUAGUGCUUCUCCAUCCAGCUGGUGAAUCCUUGUUUUUCCGGGCCGACCUGUCCGGUCUCUAGGCCUGUCCAACAGCUGACGUCACCUGGUUAGUGGUGAAAACCUAAAUUUAAGAAGCACUGCUCAUGAGAAGAAAAUGUUUAAGAUCACUUUGAUUUGGAGGGGGCGGGGUUUAUAACUUUUGCCCCAACCUGCCACCAGAGGGCGAUUGCCAUGCUGUCCAUCUUUAUAUACAGUCUGUGUUUUCAAGUUUACCCAGUCAGGAACAAGGAGAACCGCUGGGUGAGUUUGCCCUCCUCGGUGACUGUCAGGCUCCUCCUGCUCUUCCUGAGCACAAACACUUGUAGUUAUGCAACAGGCAGAAGUCUGUCUGUGAACGCCAUCUGCUGUGGCAAACGCAAACAGAGCAGCUCACAUUUCCAGCGUGCAGCGCUCUGACACACUGGGAUUUUUCCACAGCUCUUCCCAUCUGCUAAACUGGGCUGUAACACACCUCCAUAAUGGUUUUCAGGCAGUUCACAGAGGACUGGCACUGAAAGUCAAAGAGUCUGGAACUUUCCACCACAAAAUGGGUGAAAAUGAGCUCAGCGGGGUUUUUGGGUUUGACGUCACUCCCUCGUCCUGUCUCCGUUUCCUCUCCUGGUCUCUGUUCCAGCACCUUAACUCUGCAUCAGGGAACGUGUUUUGCUUUCGGAUGAUUUGCACGCUUGUUGCAGGCUUCGUGAUGACUUGUGUGUUUAAGGAGCAGGUUGUGUAUUUGGAAACGGCUCGGCACCUUUGAUUUGUAUAUAAUUUGGAGUGAAUGUCAUAAACACGUCAUCAUGUGGAAGCUUUGUGUAGUCUGACAAUAAAGUUUGAAAAAGUG